Molecule: messenger RNA, 4377 nt
Organism: Cylicocyclus nassatus
Lineage: Eukaryota; Metazoa; Nematoda; Chromadorea; Rhabditida; Strongylidae
Source: the annotation of a GenBank genome assembly
AUGAAAUUCAUCCUCAUUCCGGAACACGAAUUAGCUUUCGAAUUUAGUGACAACCACAUGCUUCGCGCCCAAUUGUUGCAACACUGCACCAUAACUAAUAGCUACUUGACUACCUCCAAUCAUAUUAUUUCCUUCCCAAACAUACCAUCCAAUACUAUGGUCCAAGACUUCAUUUUGGAGAGCUCCUAUAAUUUCAAAAGAAAACGCGAAGUCAAAUACCUCACAGACACAGAGAACAGGCAGUCUCGGUACGAGCUAGUGCCCCCACAGACCUUACCCAUAGCCGAAAGAAUUUUCGGUAGCACAGAUUUCCAAAAAUUGCCGCCUUUCGAGACCCAGCCUAUAACGGAUAUUCUUUUAUUGCGAGAAAUCAAACUUUGGAACAUCACGAACGCCGACUUUCUCCGUAGAAGCCGUAUGUAUGAAAUCGAAAAUAUCCGUAUAAACACCCUCCGUACUAUUCGGUACGCCGAGUAUCGCUAUAGGCAAAUCGCCUGGCUCAGAUCCAUCGAAACUAAAAGACCUUUGAACUAUGCAGAGCGCUCAUUAUUACAAGACCUCGAACAAGGCAUCACCGACGUCUUCGAUAAGUAUCUGUCCGACGAAUUUGGAAUAUUGAAAUUAGAUAUUAACAGCGACCCCGCCAACCUUAAGGGAAAACCCUCACCAUACUUCCAAGCAAAAGAUUUGGAGAAAGAAAAUGUAACAAACCAAAUAGAAGCAGAUCCAUUUGCUAGCAUAGAACGGGAACGACUAAAAAGUACCACUCCCCGCCCGUCGACCAUUGCUAUUUCGACCGCGAAGACGAUCACAAAAUUCCCCACGACAACAACAACCACUUCCAAAACCACUACUUCUACGACCACGAAGACAGCACCAACUACCUCUACGCUGUCUCCCAUCACCAGGUCACCCGUAAUCAUACCGCCAGUACAUGUAAUCCCGGAGACCAAAUCACUCAACCCGAUUGGCUUCUAUACAACGACGACGACCAAACCAACCACCACUACGAUGCGAGUUACCACAACAAUCGCCGCCACUACUGUCACAGCAAUGCCAAGUACAACAAAAACGUCCACAACUAAAUCAACGACUACUGCGAAACCAACUACGACAUCCUCGACCGCCCCUCCUACAACACCAGUUUUGAGUUAUGAGAAGCUAAUACCUUUGCCACCGUCCGAAUCCGUACUUCUACCUCUACAUAAACAAAGCAAACGGACGAACCAUGUCUCUUCGCCAAACUCAGACGACAACCGCCUGGAUCCUGCGAACAUCCGACGCGAAUUCAACAGCAUAUGCGUGAGACAAUACCUUAAUAACCAAAAACUUCACGAGCUUAGCCAUGCCGACCCCACUUGGGCAGCCAGAACCUUAUUGGGAACGUCAGACGUGGUAGCCACUCUUACUGACAACGAGCUUCUGGUCUCCAGAUGCAGAAAGGUGGAGCCAACAGAAGUGCACUCAAACCACCAAGUGAACCAAACUUGCUAUGAACUGUUACCAGUCCUAGUGGAAGAACAAUUAUGGUUUGCUAUACCAGGAACGGGAGACCUAGUUCAAUCCGCAACAGAAACGCCCUGCCCCUACAUUACCAACUUGAAUGGACAGAUUCAGCCCAUGCUACCACCUAACAUGCUUCUCAGCGAUAAUGCACAACCUUUUAUAUUCAACUCUCCACCUAUUUACCACCACAUUAUGAAAAGCUAUGCUCCCACUGUAAGAUUUCAAAUCGACGCUCUGCAGCAAGAAUAUCUCACCUUACAAAACAGAUUACAAAAACGAGGUAUCAUAGACGAUGCACUCCUUCAAAUCAAAAAUGUUAAAAACUCUAUAGGCGAUUCUCUAACCUCAAUUUAUGACAAAACGACCAGCAAACUCACAAACGGCAUAGAAAGCAUAAGAUGGUCCCUCAUAUCAUUGCUACUAUGGAUCACCAUACCCGCGCUAGUAGGAAUAAUAUUGGUUGCAACAUGCAUUUGCUGUGUAAAAUUGUACUUUAUACGAAAAGCAUCCAGUACCGCCGCCUCAGCCAUGUUUGAACUAGCAAGUAAUUUCACGCCAAAAAGGCGCAUACGCAAUCGACCGGAAGUCAAUGCCUUAUUUACCGAGCUACCCUCUCGAGAACCUCUUUUCGUCCCCCGAAUUUAUGCAAUACCGUUCGCAACUAAUCACGUCCAAAACCCGCUACCAUAUGUUAGAAUAAGUUUAAACCACUUAUCCACCCCAGCUCUGAUCGACAGCGGCGCUACGAUUUCCUAUAUGAAACAAUCUACCUUAUAUGCGCUAGGUCCCAACAUAACAAUAGAAAACAAUAAUGUCAAAGCACAAGCAGCUAAUGGUUCUCCCAUAGAACUUUUGGGAUCAGUAAAUGUAAAUGUAAACAUAGGAACACACAGCGUACCUCAUCGCUUCCUAGUGUCGCAUGAUCAUCAGUGUCCCGCACCCGUCCUCCUCGGCACUGACUUCAUCAAAAAAUUGAACCAGCAAGGCCUGAAAAUAACCAUCGAUCUACAUAACAACUUACUCACUAUAGGCAGCGAUUCACAUAAUGUGAUCCAAAUUAACGCGAUUAAUUUUUUGGAAGUAAAACCGCAAGACGUACGCCUUUUGCAUACUACUAUCCUGCCGAAAAGAUCUUCCUCCAUUGUACCAGCCUUUAUCGACAACUAUUCCCCUAAUAACCCAUUCGACUUUAUUAUCGAGGAUAAUCAAAGAGAAAUAGAUCUUCUUAAAGAAGGUAUAAGACCUAACCCGGAAAAGACCAGAGCAAUUGACGACUACCCCACACCUAGAAACCCCACGGACAUCAAAGCUUUCCUAGGCAUGUGCUCUUUCUUCCGCAGAUUCGUACACAAAUUUGCAGCCAUUGCUUCACCACUUACAGCGCUAACAAAGAAAGAUGCGCCUUUUAUAUGGACCGCCGAAUGCGAAGACGCUAUGAGACGCUUGAAAGAGGCGCUCACUACCGCGCCGAUCCUAGUUGCCCCUAAGCUAGGCCUACCAUUCGUUAUAGAAACCGAUAGCUCUGGAAAAGCCGUCGCGGGAGUUCUAAAGCAAGAACAAGACGAACACUUGAAAGUAAUUGCUUACGCUAGCAGAACUCUCAAUGUCCAUGAGUCUCGCUAUCCCGCCAUAGAACUGGAGGCGCUAGGUGUAGUAUUCGCCGUACAGAAAUUCCGACCAUACAUUGAUGGCGCGAAAUGCACCGUAAUCACCGACCACGCCCCUCUUAAAGCACUCCUCCAUAGGAAAGAUUUGACCGGAAGAUUAGCAAAGUACCAAAUAAUUUUGCAAGAGUUUGAUAUAACCAUAACUUACAGACCCGGAAAAGCCAAUGUUGUGUGCGAUACACUCUCGAGACAUCCUCCUCAAGUAAAUGCCACUCAAACAGGCACAAACACAGAAAGCACUAUUGAUCUUUCCUCGCCAGAUAUCAUUGACCGCAUUAAAGAAGAACAAAACAAAACACCCUGGAUCGCAUCCUACAAGCAGGCUAUCGAAAACGAUGAGCCAAAUCCUUACGUUAGAGACUACAUUAUCCUGAAUGAAGACUCUGACAUCAAAAAGGCACUCAUCAAGCAAGUGCAUGAGUCUCGCUUUGGUACUGCUCAUUUAGAUGUAACAUCUCCAAAUAAUAACCUUUCUCCUGACAUCCUCCUCGUUGUACCUGCAGAAUCCGAUGUGAAUUCGAUUGUAUCUCAUUCUGUUUCAUCUCCUUCCCAAGUUAACGACUCUAACAAUGCCACAAAUCUUUCGCAAGGCACCAAUUCUCCAUACGUUAAUGAUUCUGACAAUACCACCAUCCUUCCGGAAAUCACAACCUCCCAAGUUAACAAUCCUAGCAUUACCGCAAAUCCUCCGGAAGGCAUCACACCUUCCACAAUAACUAUCCACGUGCCAACACAAGCCUCCCAAAACUUCUUACGCCGGAGGGUACUCCUCACUACGCCCAAACCUCCUCGUAAAUUGCGCACCAUCGCACCACCACAACCACGCAAUUGGGAGAAACCUCUUGGAGCCAUCCCCAGCUUACUCAAACUAUGUCUCUCUCCCCGACCAGAGCCACAUGAACCCCAGUACUACUAUCGCUUAAAACACGAAUAUCGCGGGCCUACUCACCGACGCUGUUUUAAUCCAAUUCCGGCACCUCUAUGCCUUCUCUGCAGCCAAAGUACUCAUCUUACGCGGUACUGUCAAUCACCCAUGCCCUUCCAUAAAAGAGCCCGCAUACUCCUUCAAAGAUACAGGCUCUGCCCUCGCUGCCUCGAGAGCCAUCCCCUAAAAGAAUGCACAGAGAACCCAGUGUGCUUCCGUUGUAACGCCACUGGCCACGUCACCGCCAUUUGUCAAGAUGCCCCUGUCACAUUCUUUUAG